This is a messenger RNA of Rotaria sordida, 954 nucleotides long. Lineage: Eukaryota; Metazoa; Rotifera; Eurotatoria; Philodinida; Philodinidae. The record is from the annotation of a GenBank genome assembly.
AUGGGUUGUGGAGCAUCCUCGCCAAUGCCAAUAGGCAAUCUACCCAACGAACGUUCAUCAUUAUUACCAACAUCAUCCACUACAUUAAAUCAACAAUUAGAUUUAAAUCAAAAUCCAAAACGAGAUCGUAGUCGAAUCGUAGUACCUUUAGAUGAACUUGUUCAAAAUUUUCUUCUUGUAUGGUUGGAUGAAAAAUUCGAUGAAUCAGUAGACGAUUAUGGUCAUUCAAUCAAACAGCUACGACGUACGGUUAAUAAGAUUGAAACAUUCUGCGAAACUGAUGAAUGUGUCGAGUAUAUACUACAACUUCAAAACCAAAAAAUACUUCUUAUUAUUUCUGGUGCACUAUGUGAAACUGUUGUGCCACGCGUUCAUAAUAUGACACAACUCUAUUCAAUUUAUGUAUUCUGUCAAAAAAAAGAAAAAUAUGAAGAAUGGGCAAAACAGUGGUCCAAAGUAAAAGGUAUUUUCACUGAAAUUAUUCCAAUUUGUGAUGCAGUUCGACAAUCUGCUCGACAAUGUGACGAAGAUUCUGUCCCAAUCGGUUCUGAAAUCGAACCCUCAUUCAUGUAUACACAACUUUUCAAAGAAAUUAUUCUCACAAUCGAUUUUGAUAAAAUGAAAGAAGUGAAAGAUUUAGUCGAAUAUGCCUGUAAACACCCGGACUAUGUCGAAAAUAAUGCACAGUUGAAACUUAUCAAUAAAUUCGGUGAAGAGUACGGUGACGAUAAUAUAACCUUUGAAGUUAUUGAUAAACAUGGUAAACAUCAUCCCGGAAAUGUCGAUGACAAACCCAUUUGGUGGUACACCCAGCAAUGUUUUACGUACCAACUUGUCAACAAAGCUCUACGCUCUCUAGACGUCAGUACUCUUCUAAAAAUGGGUUUCUUCAUUUGUGACGUUCACCAUAAUAUCGAAAAACUUCAUCUCGAACAAUCUAAUGGAACUCAGGCA